Exophiala oligosperma is the source of this 1569-nucleotide messenger RNA. RefSeq lists its product as uncharacterized. The record is from RefSeq and is a predicted model, not a curated record. Lineage: Eukaryota; Fungi; Ascomycota; Eurotiomycetes; Chaetothyriales; Herpotrichiellaceae. The coding region runs from base 1 to 1569 and encodes 522 amino acids. The transcript has a single exon.
AUGGCUUCUAUGCGGCGGACGAAGAACUUUGCCCUAGAUGGCCAGACACCAAUAUUCCUUUACUCUAUCCUCAAACAGCUCGACCUCAGAUCAAUUGACUGGAAUCUGGUGGCUGAAAGUCUCGACAUCUCCAAUGGCCACGCCGCACGAAUGCGCUAUAGUCGGAUGAGAACACAAUUUGAAGGGAUGUCAAAAGAGGCCAAACCGCCCAAACCCAAGAAGGACAACGAAGCCAAGGCUGCGAAAGAGAAGGCUGCAAAAGGCAAGAGAGCUCUAUUGGAAGAGGAGACUGAGCGGCUGGGAACAGACAAACACAGUGUGCGAGCCUCCGGACAGGCACACAAAAGACCAAAGAUUGGCCACCAGCACGGUAGCAACCCAUGGGUAUCUUCGGUCAUGCCUGGUCAACAAUACACAAACUCCUUCUGGCCUCAUCCGCAUCUUCCAACCAUCAAGGCUGAACCGACGACGGAUAACGGCUCAAGCGUAACCACCGCACCUCUCAUCAAGAAGGAUCCGGAAAUCUUAGAGACGUUCAACAACAGCAACGGUGAAACUCAUAUCAAGCAGGAGCAGACUGUCAAAGAGGAGCCAAAUACCAACGAUGACGUCCUUCAAGAAUUACCGCCUGUGCAGCCAUCCACUGAGGAGAAUAACGAACUUGCCGCCAUUGCGAUGAAGCAGGACCCAUCGUACCCAACGACAUACUACUAUCCAACCUACCGGUACGGCAAUGUGCCUGGCGCUUUCCACCAUCAAAAUGCCCCCGGGUACUACCAAACCUUUCCCAUGCCUGCGGGCCACUCUGCUUACCCGAUGCAGCAAACAUACGCGUACAAUCCAUGGAUUGGCCCACGACAAAGCAUCAAUCCAUGGACUCAGUCUGCAAUGGCGGCACCAAUUGCACCAGCUGCUGCAACGACCACGGCCCAUCCUGAGAACAUGAUUGACAAUCAUAUCCCACUCAACCCGCACGCCAGCUCUUAUGAAGACUUGCUCAAUAUGCCGCUGUACACGGGAACUCCCCACAACUUCCAAUUUGACGUCACAACUCCAGAACUGAUUCUUGAGGAUCAGAACGUGACCGAAGCUUUGGUCAGCACUCCAGCUCAAGAUGCUACAGCAGUGGCAGUUGAACAACCAACAACAAACCUGUCUAAGGAGUCACAACCAGGGAAGGAGAAAACAAAGUCUAGCUCACCGCCUGUUCUUGAUUUGAGCAGCGACACUGUACCGGGGCAGCCCUUUCACCAGAACGCUAUCGAGAACAGUUUGUCAGAGGAGCAGCCCAAGACUACGACCGAACUGACUUUGGCCUCGGGCGUGAAUACUGACGCUCAAGUUUCACCAUCUGGUCUCGUCGUUGAUGGAGACCAGGCAAACGUCGGCAACGAGGCAGAUGCCGAACACGACGUUGACGACGAGCAGCAGGCCACCACCAUUCCCAUUGUUGUCGAAACCGAGAAAGAGUCAAGUGUUGUUGUGAUCGAGUCCGAGGCAGGUGCAAUUGAGGCCGACAAAACAAUGGUCGUGAUCAAACCUGAGCUGGUCGAGAUUUUGGAUCCUUGA